AUGUCUUCCCCUGAAAUUGCUUCCCUUUCUUGGGGUCAGAUGAAGGUGAAAGGCUGCUCUACGACGUAUAAGGACUGCAAAGUAUGGCCAGGAGGAAGCCGAACCUGGGAUUGGCGAGAGACUGGGACUAAUCAUUCUCCAGGAGUGCAGCCAGCUGACCUUGAGGAGGUUGUCAAGAAGGGUGUUAAAACUCUGGUGAUUGGUCGUGGCAUGAGUGAGGCUUUGCAGGUUCCACAGUCUACUGUGGACUAUCUGAGGAAGAACGGGAUUGAUGUGUUGGUCUUGCAAACAGAGAAGGCUGUGGAAGAGUACAAUGCUCUGGCUGCUCAGGGUGUCAAAGUGGGGGGAGUCUUCCAUUCAACCUGCUGA
This is a messenger RNA of Phaethon lepturus (White-tailed tropicbird), 369 nucleotides long. RefSeq names its product adipogenesis associated, Mth938 domain containing (gene AAMDC). The record is from RefSeq and is a predicted model, not a curated record. NCBI's taxonomy places the organism in Eukaryota, Metazoa, Chordata, Aves, Phaethontiformes, Phaethontidae. Gene Ontology annotation, biological process: positive regulation of fat cell differentiation. The transcript is spliced from 3 exons. The coding region runs from base 1 to 369 and encodes 122 amino acids. Gene Ontology annotation, cellular component: cytoplasm.